AUGCCCGCUCCCUCGACGUCUGGCGGCAAGUCCACGAGCGCCAUGACCGGCCACAAGCCUGUCCGCGACUCCGUCAAGGCCGGCCUCGUCUUCCCCGUCGCUCGCGUCAAGAAGCAGCUCAAGCAGGGCCGCUACGCUGACCGCAUCACGCGCACGUCGGCCGUCUACCUCGCUGCCGUCCUCGAGUACCUCGCUGCCGAGAUCCUCGAGCUCGCCGGCAACGCUGCCCGCGACAACAAGAAGCGCCGCGUCAUCCCGCGUCAUCUCCAGCUCGCCAUCCGCAACGACGAGGAGCUCGCGAGGCUCUGCCAGAACGCGGUCAUCUCGGAAGGCGGUGUCUUGCCGCACAUUCACGGCGAGCUCCUCCCGGACAAGCAUCCUCGCAAGGGCAAAGGGAAGGGCAAGAAGUCGAAGCAGGGCGAGGAGUCUGACUGA
Rhodotorula toruloides NP11 is the source of this 435-nucleotide messenger RNA. RefSeq names its product histone H2A. The record is from RefSeq and is a predicted model, not a curated record. NCBI's taxonomy places the organism in Eukaryota, Fungi, Basidiomycota, Microbotryomycetes, Sporidiobolales, Sporidiobolaceae. The transcript is spliced from 7 exons. Gene Ontology annotation, molecular function: DNA binding; structural constituent of chromatin; protein heterodimerization activity. The coding region runs from base 1 to 435 and encodes 144 amino acids. Gene Ontology annotation, cellular component: nucleosome.